This is a messenger RNA of Haliotis rufescens (red abalone), 1208 nucleotides long. RefSeq names its product coenzyme Q-binding protein COQ10 homolog B, mitochondrial-like. Gene Ontology annotation, cellular component: mitochondrion. The transcript has 5 exons. Gene Ontology annotation, biological process: cellular respiration; ubiquinone biosynthetic process. Gene Ontology annotation, molecular function: ubiquinone binding. Bases 24 to 725 code for a protein of 233 amino acids. NCBI's taxonomy places the organism in Eukaryota, Metazoa, Mollusca, Gastropoda, Lepetellida, Haliotidae. The record is from RefSeq and is a predicted model, not a curated record.
GCUAUUUUUAGAACAGGGAAGCCAUGGCGAACGUGAGGACGUUUGGUCGCCAAGGUGUAAGAGCUUUGAGAUGUUUGCGGUUCAGUCAAAGAGAGGACAUUGCCAGAUGCAUGUGUGGUGCCUUGCUGACUCAACAACCCAGGACAUGUGGAGACCUCAUGCUGUCAGAUAUUCAGAGGCGGCAUCUCUUUUCUUUACCUAAACUUGGUGGGGUGCUGUCACCAUCGAACAAAAGAAAGGAUUAUUCAGAGCGAAGGAUACUGGGGUACUCCAUGGAGCAGAUGUACACAGUGGUUGCUGAAGUUGACCAGUACAAGGAGUUUGUGCCCUGGUGCGUGGGGUCCUCCGUCACACACGCGAGGCCGGGGCAUUGUCGGGCCAAACUAGAAAUCGGCUUUCCUCCACUGCUUGAGAAGUACACUUCGUCUGUGACUCUUGCUAAACCCAACCUGGUCAGGUCGGAGUGUACUGAAGGCCGCCUGUUCAACCUGCUGGUGACGACCUGGAAGUUUAGUCCUGGCGUACCCGGCAACCCCCAGACCUGCACGCUCGACUUCUCGGUCUCAUUUGAAUUUCGAUCCCGCCUUCACUCACAGUUGUCCACAUUAUUUUUUGAUGAGGUCGUGAAGACGAUGGUGAAUGCAUUUCUGAAACGGGCCAGGAGAAUCUAUGGACCUGAAUCUAUCAAAAGCCAGAAGCCUAAAAUAGUGAUAUACAACUCCUGAUGUUGGCUUCGUAUAGGUACCGGGGUAAUUAGGAAAUUGUGAAUAUUGGAUUUUUGUGCGAGCGAUGUCAGGAUUGAUGCAGCCCAGGAGGCUGUAGAGGACGUAACAAAUUCCCAAGCAUGACGCCGCUCUUCGUACGGAAGUCCUGCAAUCUCAUUAAAAUCAGAUCUUAGUUCUCGCUACCGCUAAACAAAGAUCUGAAGACAUCCCAUUUGGGGUCUCGUCAAAAUGACCUUUCAUCCGAUCAAUCAGAGCGUCACUUACCAGAUUUUGAAAGUGACAGUCGGAAUGUGAUUUCUAAUCAUGCAAUCUCGAAAACUUUAAUAAGGGGUAUUCCGAACGUUUGUUACGGGUUUAGCGACUGAAUCCUUACAAUCCAGAAUGUUUUUUUGGUCAGGUUUCAAAUUUGUAAUCAAGAAUUUGUCAAAAUAUGUUUCAAAGCGUAAUCUCCAGUUUGAAAUUAGUGGCGUAAAGCACGAGAAA